AUGAGGGUGUCUUUGCUUGGUUUCGGUUUAUUUUGCAUUUUGACAGUUCAGGCUCUUCUAACCCCGGACAUUAAUGAAGGAGCCAUAUCUUGUCGCUGCACCCCUGAUCUACCAUGCUGGCCAACGGACGGUGACUGGGAAGCCCUCAAUUCCACGAUAGACGGGAAUCUCCUCGCACUGAAACCACUGGCAUAUCCUUGCCAUUCAUCACAUUUCAAUGCAGCAGAGUGUACCUACAUUCAAUCCAAUGCGCACAACUCAAGUUAUCGUGCGUUACAGCCAGGGGCCAUGCAGUACGAAAACUGGGGUUCAUCCCCUGAGCGAGACGAACAAUGUUACGCUGCAAGUCCUCAGUCUGUACCAUGCGGCCAGGGUAGAAUCCCCCUGUUCUCCGCCGCAGUGAGGACAGCGCGGGAUAUACAGGCAGCGGUGAAGUUUGCCGCGAGGCAUAAUGUCAAACUCGUCAUUAGGAAUACAGGCCAUGAUUUCCUGGGAAGGUCAACUGCGCCUAGCUUUUUGCAGAUUUUCACGGGGAAUAUGAAAGGAAUUGAGCUGACGGAUAGCUUUGUCCCUGCUGUUCCGGCUGGGACUGCCCCGCCGAGAGGGGUGCGGGCGGUUACUGUCGACGCUGGGGUUCAGUUGGGGGAACUAUACGCGUAUUUGGGUUCCAAGGGCGUCAUGGUGGUUGGGGGGUUCUCGAGCACUGUUGGCAUGGCCGGGGGGUAUAUCCAAGGGGGAGGCCACUCGGCCAUGGGGUGGCUUCAUGGCAUGGCGAGCGACAAUGCGCUGGAGUUUCAGGUUGUUCUUGCAGAUGGCUCAUUUGUGUUUGCAAAUGCAUAUCAAAACGCCGACCUGUUCUUCGCCUUGCGAGGGGGAGGAGGGGGAUCAUUCGGCGUCGUUGUAAGAGUGACAGUAAACGCAUACCCUGACCACCCAGCCAUCGCCGUGAGAACAAACUACACAUUACCAGCAUCUAGCACUCGAUUCUGGGAUGGCGUGGAAACGGUCCACAACCACCUGCUGGAGCUGAAUGACAAUGGCGGUACUGGGUAUUAUAUGAUUACGCCGAGAAGCAUUCCGUCCGUGAAGAGUUCGACAUUCGAGCUUUUCAUCGUGUUUAUCAACCAGACUGAUCGCAGUAUCCCCGAGAAACUCAUCCGUCCAGUGAUAUCUGACUUGGAAAAGGCAACUGGGGUAACACCAUCCGUCAACGUCUUUCCCUUUCCCACAGUGUCAGGCAUGUUCUCCGCUGUCCUUCCAAAAAAUGAAACCACCGGAAUAUUCAGCCAACUGGGCUCGCGGCUUCUAUCUCGCUCCUUACUUGCAAAACAGGACGGCCCUGCCCAGAUAUCAAGCGCCCUCUCUCGUCUCGACCUUAGUCCAGGAGAAUAUAUCCAAGGGACUGUAGUCGCCGGCGGCAAAGUCGCCAGAAACAAGCACAUCCGCAGCGGCCUGAAUCUGGCUUGGAGAGAGGCCGCCAUCCAUGUCCUUUUCACGAAGCGCUGGGAUGCAGAUACAACCUUUGCCCAGCAGGCUGAGAUUACGGCGGACAUUACGGAUAAUAAAGUGGCCAUUCUUCGGUCCCUUGAGCCGGAUACUAUGGGUGCAUAUGUGAAUGAAGCGGACGCCAACGAGGUAGACUUUCAGAAAUCAUUCUGGGGCGAGAAUUACGAGGAUCUGUAUAGGAUAAAGAAGCAACGGGACCCCACUGGCUUGUUUAUUACGCGGAAGGGCGUGGGGAGCGAGGAUUGGGACGAUGAUGGACUGUGCCGGAUUUAG
Aspergillus puulaauensis is the source of this 1779-nucleotide messenger RNA. RefSeq lists its product as uncharacterized. The transcript has 2 exons. The record is from RefSeq and is a predicted model, not a curated record. NCBI's taxonomy places the organism in Eukaryota, Fungi, Ascomycota, Eurotiomycetes, Eurotiales, Aspergillaceae. The coding region runs from base 1 to 1779 and encodes 592 amino acids. Gene Ontology annotation, molecular function: FAD binding; oxidoreductase activity.